AUGCCAACCUCAGCCGCGGCUCGCGAGCGGGAGUUAUACCGUUAUUACCAGCCCGAAGCCGAAGCUGCAACUGUUAAACCUGGCGAAGAGGGGGUCAAGAAAGCCUCGAACGACCCAUGCCUGACCGCAUUUGCCCAGCUCGGAGCUCAGCGACUGGAUGCAAGGCGGGGGAUUAUCACCCUUUCCACUGCCGUCACGGAUUAUAUGCUGGCUGAAUCAGGGAAGCAGCUUUCUCUACAACGGGAUAAUGACCAGCAAGAUGAGUUAUGGCACGGGGUCGGGGCAUUCAAGUGUCCCACAAACACGCAUACAACAAUAGGAGCUGAAUUAGCUAAACACUUCACCAGUACCGAUGACAGAUAUGUGGUCAUCAACGACCUUACAAAGCAUGAUUUAUACAAGGAGAAAUGCGUAGUCGUUGGGACACCGUACCUGCGAUUUAUUGCCGCCGUUCCCCUCCGUACGCCAAAUUCGUUAGUUGUGAUAGGCAACUAUAUUGUCGCGGACGAUAAACCCCGUGAUGGCCUGACCGAGUCGGAGAUCGAAUUCAUGAUGGACGUGGGUGUGACGGUGAUGGACUACCUCGAGGCUGGCCUACUCAAACGCAAGCAGUAUCGGGCGGAGAGAAUGAUUAAGGCGAUCGGCUUAUUUAUCGAGGGCAAGUCAUCGUUGAGGGACUGGUGGUUGGAAUCGGGGCAUAAGCAUCAACAAGUGACGCUCAUCAGAUACCGAAAACGAGAAGCAGCUCCUCUGGACCACCUCGCAGAUGCGGAGUUUGGCGUACAAGAUCCUGUCAACAACCUCGCCAAAGCUAUGGAGCAUUGGCCAGAUGAUGAUUUAGCUCCAUGCGUAUCGCGAACACCGUCUUCCUCUGCUCCCUCCAAAGCUGACAUCGGCGAUGGAAGGCCAAUGCUGCCAAGAGGAGACAGCCAUUUUACCUCGUCUAAUACCGUCACUACCCAGGCCACCCUGACUUCUAGGUCGUGGAAAGAUAACAGCUCAGUGACCACAUUAGACAAUAUGUCAGAGGCGCCUACCAACUAUAGUGAAAAUAGGCACUCCGGCAAUUUUGAAUCAGCUGCCCCUCAGUUAUCAGAUGAUAUCUCGAAGGAGCUCCAAAAGGCCCUAGUGUCAAGCGAAACAAAACAUAUCUUUUCUCGAGCCAGCAACCUCAUUAGGGAGGCUAUCGGCGUUCAAGGCGUUAUAUUUUUUGAUGCUAGCGUUGGAACUUUUGGUGCCAGUUCUGAUAGGGAUAUCAUGGACGAGAAAGCACCCGGACAAUUUCAUAGGGAUCAACCACCUACCAGCAGUGAAGACGAGCCCGGCCAGAAGAUACCGCCCAAGGUUCGUUUCAGUGGGAAGAAUGACUCCGAUUGUACUGAGCGCCCUAGCGAGAAGUGUUGUAACAUCCUAGGUUAUAGCACUCGUCGGCGUUCAAGUCUCCGCCGGCACCGACCCCCAGAAGAAUAUGAACGCCUCCCUGAGGCUGUAAUGCGACGGCUUUUGAAGCGAUAUCCCCAUGGGAAGGUCUUCAACUUCGAUGCAGAUGGUUACAUUUCACACAGUGAAACAAACCCUUCACCGGAAGGCAAGUCAGAUUCCAAAACACUUCGAAAGCGGCACUCAAGAGAAGCUGAAGCAAAGGCCAUCGUGAGUGUUCUCCCGGAGGCACGAAGUGUCUUCUGGUUUCCACUUUGGGACCAACAUAGAGAGCGGUGGUAUGCUGGCACGCUGGUGUGGUCAUCCUCUCCCACGAGAGCGAUGUGUCCCACAGAGGAUCUUACUUAUCUGGCCGCCUUCGGGGAUAGUGCAAUGGCAGAAGUCGCCCGCAUAUCAGCGCAGGCGCUAGAUAAGAUGAAAUCCGACUUCAUCUCGAGCAUUUCGCAUGAACUGCGGUCCCCACUGCAUGGGGUUUUGGCCAGUGUAGAAUUCUUGCAGGAAACCUCGAUGACAGAGGACCAAGAGGAUAUGGUGAACAAUAUCCAUGCCUCUGGGAAAGUACUUCUAGAUACUAUCAAUCAUGUGCUCGACUUCUCGAAAGUCAACAGAAAAUCAAGUACUCGAACGAAAAAGUCGAGCAGUGCCGCCAAGCCAAAAAAGAAGCGGCCUCAUGAGCAAUCCCUAGCAGAUGAUAAUGGAGAUGAUGGUACAGCGGAUAUUAUGGUUCUAUCCGAAGAGGUAAUUGAGAGCAUAUAUGCCGGCCAAACCAUGAGCCAAUCUGGUCUUAAUCAAUCCUCAAAGCGAAAUUCAGAUACCUCGAAGGUUUCGCCAAUCACAAUUAUCACUGAUAUCAAGUGGCAUCCUAACUGGAAAUUUGAGAUAGAUCGUGGCGCGUGGAGUAGGAUCCUAAUGAACCUCUUCAGCAACGCUAUGAAAUAUACCAAAACCGGAUUUGUGAAAGUCUCACUCGAAGUUGAGAACGAAGGGUUGACACGGAAUAAGCAGGCUCGAACUACACUAUUACUGAAGGUGAAUGAUUCAGGAAUGGGGAUUUCAGACGAGUAUCUGAAGCAUAAGCUCUUUGAGCCCUUUUCUCAGGAAGACCCAAUGGCUGCUGGAACUGGCCUUGGUCUGAGUAUUGUGCGACAUAUUGUGCAAGAUUUGGGCGGCAGAAUACACUUGGAUAGCGACUUGGGCACGGGGACCGAAGUCACGGUCCAGUUUCCCCUCGCACCACAAAAUCCAACUGUCAAAGCGAACGACACAAAUAUCAUUAGCGAAGUGGCCAGCAUCACCAGGGCAUUCAAAUUCCACCUAGCAGGAUUCGAUAGAUAUCCCGACAUCACAGAAACACCAACUGGCAUCCUCGCUCCUGAGACAGAGGCCGCCAUGUACCUCAAAUCGGCCAUUCACGAAUUGUUAACCGAUUGGUUCGGGAUGAAACCCAGCUCGGCAUCAGCAGUUGACGACGAUUCUGGUAUCGACCUAAUCGCCAUUAUGGAAUCUGAACGUGGUGAUCAAGCUAUCAAGGAGAUCCUAGAAUCUUAUGAUCACAAGCGCCCCACAGCAUCGGGCAAGUCAAUCGCCAUCGUGCUAUCCGCCAGUUAUAAUUACCGCCCGAAGAUGCACACCUAUGGCUCGUUCCGGAUAUUCUACAUUCAACAACCGUAUGGGCCACAGAAGGUUGCCAAGAUUCUCCACAACGCAUUCUGUCAUGAGAGUCAUAAUGGUCAUAACCAUGAAAAUCAUAGCCCUACACAAAUAGAAGAACCCAAAUUAGCUGUGCUAUCGGAGAUGAACGGAUCUGCCGAAAACCACAUUGAAGCAGAAGCAACAGGAACAACAGACUUGGAGACGGAACCAACUCCUAUUCAUCCCACAGCUUCCGAUGAUCAUUUAGCCGAAAAAAACAACCUACAGGAGGGCGCUCCGGAUACCCCGCGAAAAGAACUGCGCGUCCUCCUAGUUGAAGACAACGAAAUCAACCUCAAACUGCUCAUUGCCAGCAUGCGCAAAUUGUGCAUAACCCACAGUACCGCAGUCAACGGUCUCGAAGCCCUAAACUCCUACAAGGACUGCCACGGGCAAUUCGAUGUCAUUCUCAUGGAUAUUUCCAUGCCCGUCAUGUCUGGCAUCGAUAGCGCUCGGCAUAUCCGCCGAUUCGAACGGGACGAGGGUUUAGAACCUGCUAGGUUGAUUGCGUUGACUGGGGCGGCGAAUCCUACCACGAGGCAGGAGGCAUUUGCUAGUGGAAUUGAUCUGUACUUGACGAAGCCAGUGUCGAUGAGGGGGCUAAGAUCGAUGUUGGAGGACUUUACAAAGGAGCAAAGGGGCGGGUAUGGCGGUGCGAUGGGAUGGAGGAUGGAUUAA
Messenger RNA from Venustampulla echinocandica, 3810 nucleotides. RefSeq lists its product as uncharacterized. Lineage: Eukaryota; Fungi; Ascomycota; Leotiomycetes; Helotiales; Pleuroascaceae. The record is from RefSeq and is a predicted model, not a curated record. Gene Ontology annotation, biological process: phosphorelay signal transduction system; protein autophosphorylation. The transcript has 3 exons. The coding region runs from base 1 to 3810 and encodes 1269 amino acids. Gene Ontology annotation, molecular function: phosphorelay sensor kinase activity; histidine phosphotransfer kinase activity.